ACACACCCACAAGGGCAAGAAUGUGAUUUAGGACACCCAAAGCCAGCCAAAGACAAGAUAAAAGCUGUCCCCACUGUUUUUCAUGGUAAAACCCCCCAAACAGCACAAGCAAAAUUUUCUCUUCUUUUUACCUGCAUCUUUCUCGGAGAAAAUUAACAAAACCCCUGUGAUGAAGGGAGGGUUUUGUAUGUGGUUGUUGAGCAUUGUGGAGGUGCUAAGGAAGAUAAAAAAGAGAGGGGCAGUGUCUCAGUGAGUGCAAUUUUGAUGGAGUAGUGGAGUGUGUUUUGCUCAGAGGGAAAAGGGUCUUAUUUGUAGCGGUGAGAGAGAAAAAGAAAAGGCAAAGAGAGAGAGAGAGGUAGAGAGAGAGGGUGAGAGAGAAAGUAAGAGAGAAAAUGGUGGGCUCAGGAGGAUCAGAUAGGAGCAAAGAAGCAGUUGGGAUGAUGGCCCUUCAUGACGCCCUUAGAAGUGUCUGUCUCAACUCAGACUGGACUUACUCUGUGUUCUGGACCAUCCGUCCUCGCCCAAGAGUUAGAGGAGGUAAUGGGUGCAAGGUUGGAGAUGACAACGGCAGCUUGAUGUUGAUGUGGGAAGAUGGGUUUUGCCGAGGCAGAGUUGGAGAGUGUCUGGAAGAGAUUGAUGGUGAAGAUCCUGUCAGAAAAGCCUUCAGCAAAAUGUCUAUUCAACUUUAUAAUUAUGGAGAAGGGUUGAUGGGGAAGGUUGCAUCUGAUAAGUGUCAUAAAUGGGUUUUCAAAGAGCCUUCAGAGUGCGAACCAAAUGUCUCCAACUACUGGCAGAGUUCUUUUGAUGCUCUUCCUCCUGAAUGGACCGAUCAGUUUGAGUCAGGCAUUCAGACCAUAGCUGUAAUUCAAGCUGGCCAUGGCCUUCUUCAACUCGGUUCCUGCAAGAUUAUACCGGAAGACCUUCAUUUUGUGCUGAGAAUGCGGCAUACCUUUGAAUCUCUUGGGUAUCAAUCUGGGUUCUACCUCUCCCAGCUUUUCUCUUCAACUAGAAACACUUCCUCUUCUUCCUCACUUCCUUCCAAGCAAUCCACCAUCCCAAGCCGCCCGCCGCCUCCCAUCUUUAAUUGGGGCCAAAGGUCGCUUCCAUCUGCGACUUCCAUGCUUGCUUCUCCCAAUUUUCAAAACUCUGCUAGGCUUGGAUUUCCACACACGAAAGACGAGACCCAUAUGUUUCUCCUUCCUCAUUCAUCUGAAACCCGAAUAGAAGAUAUGAUGGCAGAUCAUGAAAAUGACAUCAAAUGGCCAAAUGGGUUGUCUUUCUAUAAUGCUCUAACUGGACGAAGUGAUGACGCCAAGCUUCUGUUCAGCCCUGAGGGGCUAGGAAACAAGCCAGACCAAAAUCACCACCCUCUUAUCCUCGAAGGAAAGAAUCCAAAUCCGCAUUCAGACUCAAACCCCAAUGAGUUUCUGAGCUUGGACAGCCACCCAGAGACCGUCCGGAAGAUGGAAAACAAGUUCAAGAGGAGCUUUACCUUGCCUGCAAGAAUGGCUUCAUCAUCAUCUUCAACUUCACUCGAUCACCAUCAGCACCACCCUGUGGAAUAUAGAAAUUCCGAAGCCGGGAUGUAUCCAGAUGUCAUGGAGACCUUCUUGGAGUGAUCAUCUCAGGAAGCUAUAGGGUUAGACCAUAAAGAAUGAGAUGUUGUAUGUAGGGAAAGCUUCUGUGGCUCUCUUGCUGCGCACAUUCUUGUGCUUGUUUUUUAGUCUCUUUUACAUCUUGUGUUUCCUUGAUCCAUUUACUGAACUUUUUUCCACUAUUUGUUGUAGUUUUUCCAAUCAUAAGUUUUCCUUUCAACUUUUCCCACAA
Messenger RNA from Vitis riparia (riverbank grape), 1827 nucleotides. RefSeq names its product protein RICE SALT SENSITIVE 3-like. The coding region runs from base 393 to 1619 and encodes 408 amino acids. Lineage: Eukaryota; Viridiplantae; Streptophyta; Magnoliopsida; Vitales; Vitaceae. The record is from RefSeq and is a predicted model, not a curated record. The transcript has 7 exons.